Haplochromis burtoni (Burton's mouthbrooder) is the source of this 2004-nucleotide messenger RNA. RefSeq lists its product as uncharacterized. Bases 96 to 1427 code for a protein of 443 amino acids. The record is from RefSeq and is a predicted model, not a curated record. The transcript is spliced from 11 exons. Gene Ontology annotation, biological process: protein transport; small GTPase-mediated signal transduction; vesicle-mediated transport. NCBI's taxonomy places the organism in Eukaryota, Metazoa, Chordata, Actinopteri, Cichliformes, Cichlidae. Gene Ontology annotation, molecular function: Rab GDP-dissociation inhibitor activity. Gene Ontology annotation, cellular component: cytoplasm.
UAUCAUCAUCACACCUGUUUCUGUCUUACUACACACAGACCCACACUCAUAGACUGUGACAGGCUGCGGAAACAAAGCACUGGUACUCAGUGAGGAUGGAGCAAGAAUAUGAUAUUAUCGUGCUUGGAACUGGACUGAAGGAAUGCAUCCUCUCUGGUUUAAUGACUUUAAGUGGGAAAAAGGUUCUCCACAUUGAUAAGAAUCCUUAUUAUGGAGGAGAGAGUGCAUCCAUUUCUCCUCUUGAGGAGCUGUACAAGAAGUUUAAGACUCCUGGUCCUCCAAAAUCGAUGGGCAGAGGGAAAGAGUGGAAUGUUGACCUCAUCUCCAAAUUUUUUCUUUCCACCGGUCAGAUGGUAAAAAUCUUGUUGCACACCGAGGUUACUCGGUAUCUGGACUUUAAAGUCGUAGAAGGCAGCUACGUAUACAAAGGAGGAAAAGUGCACAAAGUCCCCGCCAGUGAAAAAGACGCAGAUGCUUCAGAUCUGAUGGGCAUGUUCGACAAGAGGAGGUUCAAGAAGCUGCUGCUCUUUGCUCUGAACUUUGACAUAAGAAACCCUCGCACCCACCAUGAUGUGGAUCCUCACAAAACGACCACAAGGGAAUUGUUCCAUCGCUACGACCUGGGACUUGAUGUCAUAGAGUUUAUAGGUCACGCCAUAGCCUUGCACAACAGUGAGAGUUACCUGGACCGGCCCUGUGUGGAAACCAUCAGUCGGAUCAGGCUGUACUCCGAUUCGCUGUCCUGUCGAAACACCAGUCCGUACCUCUACCCACUGUAUGGUCUCGGGGAGAUACCACAGGGUUUUGCCAGACUGAAUGCAGAGUAUGGAGGAACGUUCCUGCUGAACAGGGCAGUGGAUGAAAUUGUGAUGGAUAGUGGCAAAGUGAAAGCUGUGAAAUCUGAGGGGAAGCUGUUCCACUGCAAACAGUUAAUCUGUGAUCCCAGCUACGUUCCCAAUCGAGUGAGGAAGGUGGGGCGUGUCGUUAGGGCGAUCUGUUUUCUAAAUCAUCCAGUUAAACACACUCAUGAUGUCAGCUCCUGUCAGAUCAUCAUCCCUCAAACUCAGCUUAACAGGAAGUCAGACAUUUAUAUAUCUGUAGUGUCCUUUGCGCACAACGUGGCAUCAGAUGGGAUGUACAUCGCCACAGUCAGCACAACUGCAGAAACCACCAACCCAGAGAAAGAACUGCAGCCAGGACUCGAGCUCCUCGAACCCAUCGUGCACAAAUUUGUGUCUGUCAGCAAUCUGCUAGUUCCAAAUGAAGAUGGAAAAAAGAGUCAGAUAUUUGUGUCCCGCUCGUAUGAUGCAACAAACCACUUUGAGACUGAGUGUGAGGACAUCAAAGACAUGUACCAGCGACUCACAGGGACAGAGCUCAGCUUUGCAGGAUCCAGGCACCAGUCUCAUAACUCUGAUGACGACUGAGGACAGCUUGAUGUCAGCAGCUGGGAGGCCGUAAAUGUAUGUGGUGUAUAAUCAUCAUUCAUGGAUGAUUAUAUGCCACAGCUGUAAAGCAGAGGGUGUGAUGUAGGGUGUAGACUGAACAGAGAGUGUGCUACGUAACUGCCUGACGUCUCUUUUGCCUCUUAAUUUGUUUGCUGUAAUUUCUCUCUCGUGUGAAAAUCUGCUAAAUAAUGAUGUUGCUACUUUGUUAUGAGAGAAGGUAAUACAUCAAUAUGACUUUUCUGCUGGAUAGUUUUUACAUCGGUUGUUUACACCAGAGUGAAACUUUUUUUUAUUUUAUAUUACUUAUCAGGUUAUAUUGACUAAAAAACAGAAAAUGUUGUGAAAGUAUUGAAUGUAGUGUCUACCUUCACAUUCAAUGUUUGUUUGCUCUUCAAAUUCACUUAUGUAUGGCUGAAUAAUUUCUGCAUAAGGAAAAGAGGUCGCCUAACUGGAUGUCAAUCAAUCAAUCAAGGCUUUAUUCGCCACAUGCAGGUUGCCCUGCAGUGAAAUGGCCUUACACACACACACACACAACACAGACAUCACAUGGGGAUAC